UAUAUAAAAGCGCAUUCAGCUGUUUUGCCAGAAUGGUCAAUAAAACAUUACAUUGGUUGUUAUUUGUUUCGUUACUGCUGCGGUUAUAUCACUGAUGAGAUUGUGGAGUCUGACUGAAUGCGGAAGUAUUUCUGUUUUCUUUUGCUUGUCGCAUAACUUGUCUCCAUUAUGAAGUGCAGAAGUGAAAGAGCAAUGUUGUCAGCUUCAAGUUGCACGUUUUAUUUAUAUUUCCCCUCUGAAUCAGCCCGCCAUGCAGAGAUGCAGGUUGGACGUAUCUGCACAUGUGUUAUGAUUCAGAUCGACACACGGCACUCAAGGUCAGAAAGCAGAUGUGAAGGGCCGGGCAGCUAAAAAAGAUGCUUGUUCUUCUGGACCUGAGAGAAGCUCUGAGUCUUCCCACACUAUGCAAAAACGUGCUCAGAAGGAGGCCAAACCUGCUCAUAGUGACCGUCAUUCACCCCAGCAGCAUCUGAUGAAGACGGCGUCUGCUGAAGAUGAAAAGAGUGAUGUGGACCUGUACAGAGGAGAAGAGGAAAUCCAAAAAGAGCUGCAGGACAAGCAACAGUCAGAGUCAGCGGCUGUAAGUGAGUCCCAGAGCAGUGUGUCAGCUGCCGAGGAUAUUCAGACAUACAGUGAGAAAGAAUGGAAAGGCAACACCACAAAAAGUCUGCUUAUUCGAAAGGGAUAUGAAGCAAUAGCCAAUGAGUUCAAUCUGCGCAGAGUAAGAGGCGAUAACUAUUGUGCGCUAAGGGCAACACUCUUCCAGGUGCUCAGCCAAUCAAAACAGCUUCCCGUCUGGUUACAUGACGCCGACAAGUGGCCAAAACAAAUUCAGUGUGAUCAGGAUUUCAUUAAGGAGUGGCAGUUUCCAUUUGAAUCUAGCAAGAGCAGAGUACAGCAUCUUGAGCAAUGUCUGGAGCUACUGAAGAAAAGGUGGCAAGAGGCUGUCCAGUGUAAAAGUCUUGAGGAGAGGGAGCGUAUGUGCCAGCAGGUGUUCAGAGGUCACGAUGAGGAAUAUGAGCUUCUGGAAGCACUGAAGUUCUUGAUGCUAAGGACUGCUAUUCAGUUGCACUCAGACAUGGAGAAGGGCUCUGAUGUACCAGAGUUCUGUUGGCUUCUUUUCGCUCGUGACUCAUCCAAAUGCCCCAAGACAUUCCUCACCAACCACCUCAGGCAUGUAGGCUUCAGUGGUGGACUGGAACAGGUGGAGAUGUGCCUCUUGGGCUAUUCCAUUCAGCAGAUGUUGCGGGUUGUUCGGCUGUACAAGUGUGACACUGAAGAGUUUAUUACAUACUACCCUAACAACCACAAGAAGGACUGGCCUCUUCUGUGCUUGCUUACAGAAGAUGAUAGACACUACAAUCUACUCGUGCCCAAAAAGUGCUCCAAAUUUGAUGCACAUGGUAGGCCAAGGUGGAAUCCGCCUUCAGAUGGACAAUCAAGCAUAACGACACGUCUUUAAAGAGUAAAUGGCAAUCACACACAAUCUACUGAACUCAGGAGUUACAAUCCUUCUUUUUGUCCACGUAGCUGGUCUUGAGUUUAUGUUUUAUGAAUUUAAAGAUUUGCUUAUUCUGCUACCUAUGUAAUUGUAUGCAUUUCUAAAUAAAUUAUGUGCAAUAGUUUUAUGAGUCAUAGCUGAAGCUCCAGCUAGGAUGUGAGGAAAAUUAAACUGUAAAACUGAACUUGCUUUUCUAGCUUUUUAGGUAUUAAAUUGAGCUGAUUUAGUGUGC
This is a messenger RNA of Puntigrus tetrazona (Sumatra barb), 1733 nucleotides long. It is a transcript of the gene otulinb, whose product is annotated as OTU deubiquitinase with linear linkage specificity b. Gene Ontology annotation, biological process: protein linear deubiquitination. Lineage: Eukaryota; Metazoa; Chordata; Actinopteri; Cypriniformes; Cyprinidae. Gene Ontology annotation, cellular component: cytoplasm. The record is from RefSeq and is a predicted model, not a curated record. The transcript has 8 exons. Gene Ontology annotation, molecular function: cysteine-type deubiquitinase activity. The coding region runs from base 404 to 1462 and encodes 352 amino acids.